Messenger RNA from Charadrius vociferus (killdeer), 402 nucleotides. It is a transcript of the gene RIPPLY3, whose product is annotated as ripply transcriptional repressor 3. Gene Ontology annotation, cellular component: nucleus. The coding region runs from base 1 to 402 and encodes 133 amino acids. The transcript has 4 exons. NCBI's taxonomy places the organism in Eukaryota, Metazoa, Chordata, Aves, Charadriiformes, Charadriidae. The record is from RefSeq and is a predicted model, not a curated record. Gene Ontology annotation, biological process: embryonic pattern specification; negative regulation of transcription by RNA polymerase II.
AUGGAGGGUGCAGCUGCGGGUCUCUCGCACCAGGCUGACGCAGUCCCCGUCUGCCAUCACUCCCGGGGCGCCCGGCGGCAGCAGCGACACCCGCCCCAGCCGAGGGAGCCCCCAGAGAGCAGCCCUGCUUUAUGGAGGCCCUGGAUGCUCAGAGCAAGAGACGGUGAGAUGACAGAGAAUCAACAAAUGCCAGAACCAGAUGCUCAACUAAAAAAUUUUAGAUCAAAAGGAGCCCUGGGGUUUCAACAUCCAGUGAGACUUUAUUUGCCCAAGUCCAAAUCCCAAAAGUUUCUUAACAACAUCAGAGAGAAGGUUUUGGCGAGUUUUCCAGUACAAGCUACAAUUCACUUCUACAAUGAUGACGCCGACUCUGAGGAAGAUGAAGAAAUCAGUUCAGCCUAA